AUGUCCAUCUCUAACAUCAUAUUUUUCGACGAAAUCGCCUCAAGGCACGACAUCAUGAGCGACGAACCAGUAGAGCUCACCAACCUUGCAGCGUCCAAGAUUGACACCCCACCAGAGGAUGCUACACCACCCGUUCAAUACCCGCGUGGUAUCCGCUUGGCUUUGAUAACUGUCGGCCUCGCCCUCUCCAUCUUUCUCGCUGCUUUGGAUUCAACAAUCAUCGCUACCGCAAUCCCAAGCAUCACCACGCAAUUCCGUAGCAUCAGCAGCCUGGCCUGGUAUGGCUCGUCCUACGCAAUCACCAACACCGCAUUCCAAUCCGCGUGGGGCAAAGCCUAUCAGUACUUCAGCCUCAAAGCCACCUUCAUGUCUGCAAUUGCAGUGUUUGAAAUUGGCAAUGUGAUAUGCGCCACAGCACCAACGAGCGAGGUUUUGAUCUUCGGGAGGAUCGUGUCCGGCAUGGGCGGUGGCGGAGUUAUGACGGGUGCGUUCAUCAUCGUCGCAAUGACAGCUGGGCCACAAUAUAGGGCCGCCUAUAUGGGUGUGUUCGGUGUGACUUUUGGGUCUGCAAGCGUCGUAGGACCGCUACUAGGUGGCGUUCUAACAGACGGCCCUGGAUGGCGAUAUUGCUUUUGGAUCAGUUUACCGAUCGGCUUCGCUGCCGCGCUCACGAUGUUCCUCUGCUUCCAUGACCCAGGAAAGCCCAAGGAUGUACCUCUCCGCGAGAAGCUCUUGAACCUGGAUCUUAACGGCGCCAUCUUGCUAUCCGGAUGCUUCUCUUGCUUCAUCCUAGCCACGCACUGGAUUGGCAUCAUGCCUCCGACUAGUGCUCGUAUCAUUGGCAGCUUCAUCGGUUUCGUGGGCCUUUUCAUCUGCUUUGCGAUCAACGAACGCUAUAUGGGGAGCUGCGCGAUGGUACAAGCCCGCGUGUUCAAGAACAAACUGGUCUUCGCCAAUCUACUAUAUGCUUCCUUCAUCGCGGGCGCCUUCUUUCCGCUCAUGUAUACACUGCCGAUCCAGUUCCAAGCCGUCAACAACAACACGGCUUCGCAAAGUGGAGUGCGACUUAUUCCACUCGUUAUGGGCGUCUCACUCUUCACCAUGAUAUCUAAUGGAACGCUCACCUUCUGGCGCCACUACAAGCCCUUUUUCUUGGUGGGAGCAAUCUUGGCUGUAGCUGGAAACAUAAAGAUACACUCCUUAGAUGCCAGCACACCGACCAGAGACUGGGUCGGCUUCGAGCUCUUGACAGCCACGGGUGUGGGCCUCGCUCUGCAGAUUCCGAUGAUCGCCAAUCAAGCUCUUGUCUCUGCUGACGACCUGGCCGCUGUAACAUCGAUGUCGCUCUUCAUGGAAAAUACUGGUACCGUAUUCUCAGUCGCAUCGAGUGAAGCGGCAUUCACGAACGGACUGCUUUCAAGCCUCGCCCGUAACUUGCCUCAACUCGACGCGAAAGAGAUAAUGGAUGCUGGCGCAACGCAGAUCCGCGGGCUUUUCUCGGGUAACGAGCUCGACCAGGUGUUGAAAGGACUCAACGGUCCGAGGCCCUCUACCAUUCUCUUCGCCGUUGGCGUCUUCGCGCAGGUCGCGUUGCUUGCCUGCAUCUUCUGGACUUACACUAGCUAUGGCAACCCCCGUGAGCCGACCGCCUUAGCGGAAACAACAACCAAGACAUCACCAAGACCCAACGGCUUCACUCUGCGCCACCUCUUAGAUCACGGCGCUGGGCAACCUGGACCACGAGCACGAAGGUUCGAUGUGACUCCAGAGCGAUUCGCCGUUGCUGGUGUCGACUCCCGCAUCGGGCCCUUCACAAUCAAGACGGCACCAGUCAAGAUAGAAAGACCCGCGCUACGUGGCUACGAUGCACAGAUCCCCAUGUCGUCCAUGUGGAUCGCCGAGGAUAUACCGGGUCCGGAUGUCACGGACAAGAACACGGUUAUCAGUUUCGCAAACAUGUCCGAGGAUGCUUACAAAGUCGGCCCUGACGACGCGGGAUGGAUGGACGUUGAUGGGCAUUACAACUCAUCGGUUCCUUUCGGCUGGGAUGACAGCGGCAUCCGAGGUCAUGUGUUCAGCGACGACACUAACUCCACCAUCAUCCUGGCGGUAAAGGGAACGACAGUAGCGAUGUUUGAAGGCGACGGGACGUCCGUGCACGACAAAGAAAACGACAAUCUGUACGGUUCUUGCUGUUGCGGCCAGGGCGGCACAUAUCUUUGGCGCAAAGUAUGCGACUGCCAGACUGGAACUUACAGCUGCGACGAGCAGUGCGUCAAAAACGAGUUACGUAAGCCGAACAGGUACUAUGCCGCGACUGUCGAGCUGUAUCAAGAGGUCACCAAGAUCUAUCCGAAUGCGCACAUUAUGACGACAGGACACAGUCUAGGAGGCGUCCUCGCUUCUCUAAUCGGCUUGCAACACGGUAUCCCUGCGGUAACGUUUGAAGCCUACCCACAGGCUUUGGCAGCUAAGCGCUUAGGACUACCAGCUGCCGGCGACGUUGCUCCACUUAGGAAGAACACAGGUGGCUUCCAUUUCGGGCAUACCGCUGACCCUGUGUACAUGGGAACUUGCAACGGUGCUACGAGCUUUUGCUCUAUCGGCGGGUACGCCUUCGAAACGCUUUGCCAUACCGGAAAGAAAUGUGCAUACGAUGUGGUCAAAGAUUGGGGCUGGAGACAGAACACACAGACCCAUAGCCUGAGCACAAGUACAAGUACCUGUCAAACACCCGGAUGGUUCGGUUGCAAAGACAAGACGACAGCUACCGUCGACGUUGAGGAAGAAAAGAGCGCGUCCCCUCGCGAUGUUGGGAAGAAGUUCAUCGCAAAGGAUGUUGAAAGGAUGGAGCAAACAGGCUAUGGUCGCUACCUGGUUUCGCUCAGACAAAACUCAGCUUUGAGCAUCAACUCACCACAUGAAGGUGAAGACGUCCCUUUCUCAAAGAGACGACUAACGCCAAUUGGCAUCGUUUCCAUGCAACUCGCGCGCUUCCCGUCCGAACCGUCCGCACCAACAAUCCCAGAUGUCGGGUUCACUUCCCUGCCCCGGUAUUUCGGGAACGGGUACGCUACUGAAGCUGCAGCGGGUCUGAUGGAGUACUUCACAGAUGAGAAAGGACACAAGGAGUUUUGCGGCUUUUGUAAACCGGAGAAUACAGCAAGCGCAAACGUUUUGAAGAGGCUGGGAUUCGAGGAGAGAGGUCUUAGAGAGAUAGACGGGGUUGUCAAGGGCGAGGUCUUGAGCGCGCUGGUAUGGACAAUUGGCGUCGGACAUGAGAAGGCUGACGCGACCUUAUUCCACGAAAUGUCAACACCAGAUGGACUGGCAACGAGGCGUCCGGAGAAGCGGCGCAGACUUGAGCGCGUCGCAGCGGCCUGCGAUCUGUGCAAGAAAAGAAAGGUAAAGUGCGACGGCGAGCAGCCAUGCGCCUAUUGCACUCGAAAGGAUCGCGCGGCUACUUGCACGUUCAGCGGUCCCCAUGCACGCCCACAAGCGCAUUCUGCCGGUCACACUCCCCUUCACGGUGUCCGUUCCGACGAUAUCCACCGUCAUCACCCCCGUUCAACAGGCCAUACACCUAAUAAUCGCGAGCGAGAUGAACAGGACGACGCUGUGCGACAAAGACUUGAUCGUGAAGCUGCCGAGGACGGAACAUCACUCUCGCCAACGUUAAGCAGAGAUGAUCAACAAGGCGAUACAGUGGUGCCUCUGGAAGGUCGCAUCCUCCGUGACGCCCAGGGAAAAUCUAUCUUCAUUGGAGACUGUGCCCCGCUGUCGUUCCUGCAGACAGUCAGGCACCUCAUCACAUCCGAGGUGGACCCAAGAGCUACCGUCCAAGCCACCCGCGACCCCAUCAUCGAGAUCGCUCGGCCUGAGUCAGCGGGUCAGCCCUCAUGUCCUCCAAUUGAUGUGCGUCAAGUUGACGCACUAGUCGAUGAGUUUAUGGCUGCAAGUAGUGGUCUCGUUCAACUCUUCCAGCGAGAGGAUCUCGCUCCCGAGCUGAAAGCAUGGGCAAGCAGCAGAACUUCGAGCUCAGACGAUGCUGCUGCUGCUGUCUUCUACUUGGUCCUUGCGAUCGGCGCCCAAGAAAGAUUCGAGGAAAAGGCAGAAGCCUGGUUCAACACUGCCCGGGAUGUGCUUUUGAAGCAUAUGUGCAGCAGCAUGAAUGUUUCGACUGUUCAAGGCUUUGCCCUCGUGGCGAUCUACAUGUUGCGAGCGUCUCAACCAAAUGGAGCCUACUUGUACUUCUCUUUGGCCGCCCGCGCAGCAUACGCAAUUGGCAUCCACCGGACGGAAGUGAACGCAUCCUUUGGUGAAACCAUUAAGCUGGUGCGAGACCGAAUUUGGAAGAGCAUUCGCGUUACCGAUCAACUAAUCAGCAACGCAUUGGGUCGGCCUCCGUCCACAUCAGAUGUUGACUGCACCGUCAAAUACAACACCUUUGAAGACACCACCGAGACUGAUGAUGCCAAUAUACUGGAUGCCAGCGUCCAGAUCUUCAUGAUUAUCGAGCGUGUCGUCGUUGAAGUGUAUUCUCGCAAACGUAUAUCACUACGCAUUGCAGACUACGUCUCGCGACAAUUGAAGAGCUGGGCGUCCAAAUGGCUGCAGAAGUUAUCUCAUCUUACGACCAGACCUCAUUCUCGAGAAGCCGUGGUUGGCGCGUGCUCCACGCUCUGCUCCUAUUACUACGGCAUCAUGCUACUCACCCGACCUUUCCUCAUCUACGAGUUAUAUGAAUACAUGGGUGCUCCACUGAAGAGCGGGAGCUCACAAGCUGAUCAUCAAGAGAAGCGCAAGUACGCAGAUGCUGCACUUGAUGCUGCGUCGACAUUAGUGGACACAUUGCUAGUCGUGACGAUUACGAAGCAGUUGCCUCGUAAGAUGCCACUGAUAGUAUCCUGGCUCUUCACGGCUACACUUGUUCUUGCGGUCGGCAUCCUUGGGGACUCGGGACUUAUGUUAGUGGACAGCUGCAAAGAUGCCAUCACCUGCAUGGACUACUUCGGUCAAGUGGACCCUCAUGCGCGGCAAUACUCGCAAGUCGCACAAUCGCUGCUCAAGAUCACCACUGCACAUGCUAAGAAGAGAGAGUUGCAUUUGCGUCGGAAGAGGAAGCAAGCCUCGUCGGAAUUGUUUGGCCUAUUGCCAGGAGAGCGUACCAACAUUCCACCCCAAGUUGACGAAUGCGACGCACAGCUCGGCCACGGGUCGCUGGUCUCCCGAGACUCUGUUCAGCGCAACGUCUCUUCUGCAGCGCCACUCGAUUGGACUAUAUACGAUGCCGACUUCUUUGCCAUGCCAUGGCCGAGUGAGAAUGAUCAAGGCCUUCAGGAUUUCCUCCAGCCAGGCACUCACAACCUUGAUGGCGUAUCCGUGGCUGAUAUACCACUAUUCCCCAUCCACGACCAGCAGAUGGGCGGUGACUUCUUUUCUUAA
Messenger RNA from Alternaria ventricosa, 5445 nucleotides. RefSeq lists its product as uncharacterized. The transcript has 11 exons. Gene Ontology annotation, biological process: DNA-templated transcription; piecemeal microautophagy of the nucleus; regulation of DNA-templated transcription. Gene Ontology annotation, molecular function: glycerophospholipase activity; zinc ion binding; transmembrane transporter activity. Bases 1 to 5445 code for a protein of 1814 amino acids. The record is from RefSeq and is a predicted model, not a curated record. NCBI's taxonomy places the organism in Eukaryota, Fungi, Ascomycota, Dothideomycetes, Pleosporales, Pleosporaceae.